Molecule: messenger RNA, 357 nt
Organism: Ilex paraguariensis (yerba mate)
Lineage: Eukaryota; Viridiplantae; Streptophyta; Magnoliopsida; Aquifoliales; Aquifoliaceae
Source: the annotation of a GenBank genome assembly
AUGUGGAUGGGUGACAUGCAACCAAUUAAAGCAACUCUUGCAUUCACUAUAUCUGUUGAAAGGCCAAAUGGCAAAUCUCCCAGUUCCUCCAAGUUCAGGGAACGAGGGUGUAAUUCAUACAAAUGUGGAGAUUGGUUUAGCUCUGAGGAUGAAGAUUGGAGGGCUGGGGGUGAUGAUAUACCUAAUGUUAGGCAUGAAUGUCAAUAUAUUUGUCAUGUUGAAGAAAAUAGUGAUGAUGGAUUCUCAAAUUAUGAAUCUGGUGAUGAGGGUGUUGCCACAAGCACAGAUACAAACAUUGAUGUUGAUGAAGAAUCAAGGGUUAAUAGGGAAAAAAAAGAAGAAGUCUACCAUGCAUGA